AUGGCGAGCAACGAGCGCGAAAUAUACAACAUUUGCCGCUUUUGUUUGUGCCAAGACGAAGAAUAUCUCAUUCCCAUCACUAAAAUAUUGGACUCCACGCUUACGAUUGAUGAUGUGGAACGAUUUACCGGAAUACAGUUUAAUCCCGAUGAUGCUAUGCUGUACGCGAUGUGUUUAGAAUGUACAAAUAGUCUGAAAAACUCUGCCACCUUCCGGACCACCUGUAUGAACAACAACUCUAUCUUCCACGACCUAGUCUCUGUACUGACUACCAAUGCAGGAAGCAUAUACGGCGAUUCGGUCGAGUAUCUAGAGAGUGAAUUUGAAGAGGAGGAUGACAAGGAUUUGGAGAAAAUCGAUGAAAAACCGUUAACAACAUUUUCUAUCGAGCCGUUUUGGAGAAACAAAAGUAGCCCGCAGACCAAAUACGAAGAGGAGUACAUUCAGGACGGCCAAGAAGAUACGCUUACAAGCAACAACGAUGAGCAGAUGUCAAACGAAGAUGACUUCCCUUACUCUGCCAAUAGAAUCGAGCCCGGUGAAACGCUUUCCGACGAUGACAUGUUUGCUCCGAAUUUCUUUGCACAGCCCAGCUUCAAGAAAGAGAAGAAAAGUCCCAAAGAUAAGAGCCUUCGGGGAAAGCGAAAGCUACACCUAUGCAACUGGUGCGGCAUAUUCGUACAUCAUAUACCUAGCCAUGUGCUAAUCCAUAAAGAGGAAGCCACAUUUUCCUGUCCGCAUUGUUCUGUGAGAAUGAAACAAAAAGGAAACUUAUCGCAACAUAUACAAACUGUGCACUUCAAAACUGUUGGCAAGACGUGCGAGAUAUGCGGCAAAGGAUUUAUUCACCACAAAACGUAUAGGUAUCACAUGCGCACUCAUCAAGACGCAGGAGAAUCAUUCGAAUGCCAAGUAUGCUCGAAACAAUUCAGUCGCUCUAGUGGUUUAGAAGAUCAUCUUAAAAAAUUUCACAGCAUAGCAAAGAAUUUCAAAUUGGAAUUAGAUACCGUACGCCAUAUUAAGGAAGAACCACUCAACUAA
Anopheles marshallii is the source of this 1041-nucleotide messenger RNA. RefSeq names its product zinc finger protein 287-like. Gene Ontology annotation, biological process: regulation of transcription by RNA polymerase II. The coding region runs from base 1 to 1041 and encodes 346 amino acids. Gene Ontology annotation, molecular function: DNA-binding transcription factor activity; zinc ion binding; RNA polymerase II cis-regulatory region sequence-specific DNA binding. The record is from RefSeq and is a predicted model, not a curated record. The transcript is spliced from 4 exons. Gene Ontology annotation, cellular component: nucleus. NCBI's taxonomy places the organism in Eukaryota, Metazoa, Arthropoda, Insecta, Diptera, Culicidae.